UUCCCAGUUUCCACACUCCUAAAAAAACCCUGUUUUCUUUUUCUCCUCUUCCUCACACCAUGCACCAAACAAGCCCCAACGGCACACGUCACGCACCGCCUCCCGCCGGAGCAAGCGGCGGACCCAGUGGGGCUGACCACGCCAACGUGGUCAAAAUGGUUUCGGAGAAUCCCGUGAUUGUGGUCGGGGCACGUGGGUGCUGCAUGUGUCACGUGGUACAGAAGUUGUUGCAAGGCCAAGGAGUGAACCCUCCCGUGUACGAGGUUGACGAGGGGGACCAAGCUGACUUGGCCCGGGAGCUUUCGCGGAAUAUUGUCGGUGGCAGCGAUGAUAAUAGCGGUGAAACGAUGCAGUUUCCGGCGGUGUUCGUGGGCGGAAAGUUUUUCGGAGGGUUGGAGAGACUAAUGGCCACCCAUAUCUCAGGUGAAUUGGUUCCUAUUCUGAAAGAUGCUGGAGCCUUGUGGCUUUGACUAUAGUCACUAAUUUCAUCAAUUUUUAUUUUUUAUUUUUUUGCGUACAACGACGACAGUAGAUUUAAAUUUAAAAUUCCGUAUAAAUUAUUACUUAAAUCAUCCAUCUCUAGACCGAUCAUAGUGGGUUUAAUUUGCCUCUCAAAUUUGAACAUUUCAUCACAUUUUUAAUUAUGAUAGUUAGUCAAGUUCUCUUUAUCA
Messenger RNA from Glycine soja, 671 nucleotides. Its product is annotated as glutaredoxin-C9-like. Lineage: Eukaryota; Viridiplantae; Streptophyta; Magnoliopsida; Fabales; Fabaceae. The transcript has a single exon. Bases 60 to 470 code for a protein of 136 amino acids. The record is from RefSeq and is a predicted model, not a curated record.